UUAAUUAUGAUAAUAUGCAUGUAUUUAUACUUCUCUUUUGUUGAAUUUAUAUUUGUGUUGUUUUUUUGUUGCUUAUUUACUUUUUUUUUAGUUGAUUGGUCUGGUAUUUAUUUAUUUGUUGGGGAGUUAUUUGGGAUAGAUAUAUUGGGUUUUUUUUGAUUGAGUUAAGUUUGUGGAUUGGAAUACUAAUAUUUUUAGCUAGAAUGAGUUUAAAGGUUAAUUUUGAUAAGAUAUUUAAUUUUUAUAUUAUUUUGAUAGUUCUUCUUUUAAUUUUUUGCUUUUUGCUUCAAAAUUUAAUUGGGUUUUAUUUAUUUUUUGAAAGAGUUUUGUUUCCUAUUGUUAUAUUAAUUAUGGGUUGGGGAUACCAGCCUGAACGUCUUCAGGCUGGUAUUUAUAUACUAUUUUAUACACUUUUUGGUUCACUCCCUUUAUUUUUGUUUUUUUUAUUCAAUAGAGAAAGAUUAAGAAUUUUUUAUAUUUAUUGAAUAAAUUAUAGAUUAUCAAUAGUGAUAGUGCUUAUAGGAGUUUUAGGAUUUUUAGUAAAAAUACCAAUAUUUUUUGUUCAUGUUUGACUCCCAAAGGCUCAUGUUGAAGCUCCGGUAGCUGGAUCUAUGAUUUUGGCUGGUGUGUUAUUAAAAUUAGGAAUUUAUGGACUUCUUCGAAUUAAAUUUUUUUUAAUUAAUAAUUUUAAUAGAUUUAGUUUUCUGAUUAUGAGAGUUGUUUUGAUUGGCGGUUUAAUAAUUAGAUUAAUUUGUUUAUGUCAGGUUGAUGUUAAGGCACUGAUUGCAUAUUCUUCUGUAUGUCAUAUGGGUAUGGUUUUAGGAGGUCUUAUGAGUAUAACUGGUUGAGGGUUGAUUGGAAGUUUAGCUAUAAUGAUUGGUCAUGGUCUUUGCUCAUCAGGGUUAUUUUGUUUAGCAAAUAUGUACUAUGAACGGUUCUACACUCGUAGAAUAAUUCUUUUAAAAGGUUUAGGAAGAGUAUUUCCAUUAGGAUUGUGAUGAUUUUUAUUUAGAAUUAUUAAUAUAGCAGCCCCUCCUUCUAUAAAUUUAGGUGGAGAGUUACUAUUAAUAGGUGGUAUUAUAAAGUGGAGAUUAAUAGUAAUAGUUCCUUUAGGUUUAAUAUCUUUUUUUAGUGCAGGGUAUUCUUUGUAUAUAUUUAGUUAUUUAAAUCAUGGGAAAGGAUGGGUGGUAUAUGGUGUGUUUAUAAUUUCAAUUCGAGAAAUAUAUCUAUUAUUUCUUCAUUUAAUUCCCCUAUUAUUGUGAAUUUUGAAAAUGGAGAUAUUUAUAAUUUGGUUUUAUCUAGUUAGUUUAUAUAUAAAAUAUUAAAUUGUGGAUUUAAUGAGGAAUUAUCACUGGAUAAUUUUUUUCCAAUGAGGAGUUUAUAUAUUUAUUUUAAGAAUUUUUUUUUUUACCCUAGGCGUAUGAUUUAUAAUAUAUAUAAAUGUUUUAGUAAUUGAAUAUUUUUUAUUAGUUUUAGGGGAUUUUGAAUUAAAAUUUUAUUUAUUGUUUGAUUGGAUGAGAAUAAUAUUUGUUUGCGUGGUUUUGUUUAUCUCAUGUAUAGUUAUUUUUUAUAGAAAUGACUAUAUGGAAAGAGAAAAAUUUAAAAAUUAUUUUUGUUAUGGAGUUUUAUUAUUUGUUGGGUCUAUACUAAUAAUAAUUAUGAGUCCUAAUUUAUUAAUAAUUUUAUUGGGGUGAGAUGGUUUAGGCUUAGUUUCAUAUUGUCUAGUAAUUUUUUAUCAGAAUUAUAAAUCUGAUAGAGCUGGAAUAAUUACUGUGAUGAGAAAUCGAAUUGGGGAUGUGAUAAUUUUAUUAUCUUUUGUUUUUCUUUUAAAUUUUGGAAAUUUAGAUUUUUUGGUUUUUAAAAAAAUAUUUUUUGUAGGAGGUUUAAUGCUAAUCAUUGCUGGUAUAACUAAAAGAGCUCAAAUUCCUUUUUCUGCCUGACUCCCCGCUGCUAUGGCAGCCCCAACCCCCGUCUCCUCUUUAGUUCAUUCUUCAACUUUGGUUACAGCUGGUGUUUAUCUUUUAAUUCGUUUAGAUAUGUUAUUUUGUAUUAGUGGUUUUAGAUGAUUUUUAUCUUUUUUGGCUUUGUUAACUAUGGUUAUAUCAGGGGUUGGGGCUGUAUUGGAAAUGGAUCUAAAAAAAAUUAUUGCUUUGUCUACUCUUAGACAGCUUGGUUUAAUAAUAUUAAUUUUGUCUUUAGGGGAAACAGGUCUAGCUUUUUUUCAUUUAUUAACUCAUGCAUUAUUUAAGGCUAUAUUAUUUUUAUGUGCUGGUUUUAUAAUCCAUAGAAGAUUAGGAGGGCAGGAUAUUCGUUUUAUGGGAUUUUUUUUUUGUUCUAAUCCUUUAAUUGGAAUAUCAUUUAGACUAGCUAAUUUAUCACUAUUUGGGUUACCAUUUUUAAGAGGAUUUUAUUCAAAAGAUAUAAUUUUAGAAUUUGUUUAUGCUAAUAAGGAAAAUUGAUUUACUACUUCUUUGGUUGUAUUAGCAACUGUAAUAACUUGUGUUUAUUCAUUGCGUGUUAUAUAUUAUUCAAUAUGAAGGGGUAGAAGAAAGUUAGUUGUUUUCUCUAGUCAUUGGUCUUUUUGAAUAGAAGUUCCAGUGUUCCUUAUAGGAUUGUUGGUAAUUUUUUUUGGUUCGAUAAUAAGAUGAAUUAUGUUUUCUUGUUGGGAUUUAAGAAUUAUGAUAUUGAAGAUCAAAAUGGUUAAUGUUGUAAUUUUAGGUUUAGGUUGUUGAGUCUUUUACUCUCUAUACAGAGGUUUUAUUGGAAUCAUUAACUUAAGUAAAGUUAAUGAUUUUUUUGGGAGUAUAUGAUUUUUAUCAAUUAGAUCCGGGAGACUAUCUGUGAAAUCAUUGGUUUCUGGUCUUUAUUACUAUAGGUUUGAUAAUGGAUGAUUAGAAGAAAUUGGGCCGCAGGGAGUUUAUAAAUUUAAUUAUGCAGCUAGAAUAUUUGUACAAUGGUUCCAAGUUAGUAAUCUAAAAAAUAUUAUUAUUUUAAUAUUUUUUAUUGUAUUUUUAUUCUUUUA
Ornithodoros turicata is the source of this 3022-nucleotide messenger RNA. RefSeq names its product NADH-ubiquinone oxidoreductase chain 4-like. Gene Ontology annotation, cellular component: respiratory chain complex I. NCBI's taxonomy places the organism in Eukaryota, Metazoa, Arthropoda, Arachnida, Ixodida, Argasidae. The record is from RefSeq and is a predicted model, not a curated record. Gene Ontology annotation, molecular function: NADH dehydrogenase (ubiquinone) activity; ubiquinone binding. Gene Ontology annotation, biological process: aerobic respiration; ATP synthesis coupled electron transport; electron transport coupled proton transport.